AUGAAGUUUACUUUCGCUGCACUUGUCCCGUUCAUGGCAGUCUUCGCCGCCGCCUCGCCCAUCGAGGCUCGCGCGUGGAGUCAAGUCACUGUCGCACUUUCCAAUGACCAAUCUGGAGCAUACUCUGGCGUGGGUUUCCUCGCGGAUGGAACCGACAAGAGUAUCCUGUCCCUCUUUGGCAGCACUUCUGUCGGGGCUGGUGGCAUCGUUAAGGCCAAUGCUGCCCAGCUUACUGCGUUCCCGCAAUCUAUCAACUGUGUCAUCAAGAACAAUGGUGCUGUCAUCGGUACCUUGACUGCUCAGCACACCUAUGCUGAUAUUGAUGGAAAUCCCAAUGCCGUCGUUCCAAUCAAUCUGAACAACGCUCAGAUAAACUGUCACGCCUAA
Molecule: messenger RNA, 387 nt
Organism: Penicillium antarcticum
Lineage: Eukaryota; Fungi; Ascomycota; Eurotiomycetes; Eurotiales; Aspergillaceae
Exons: 1
Coding region: 1-387 (128 amino acids)
Source: RefSeq, a predicted model, not a curated record